Candoia aspera is the source of this 936-nucleotide messenger RNA. Its product is annotated as olfactory receptor 10G6-like. Gene Ontology annotation, molecular function: olfactory receptor activity; G protein-coupled receptor activity. Gene Ontology annotation, biological process: G protein-coupled receptor signaling pathway. The record is from RefSeq and is a predicted model, not a curated record. The coding region runs from base 1 to 936 and encodes 311 amino acids. Gene Ontology annotation, cellular component: membrane. NCBI's taxonomy places the organism in Eukaryota, Metazoa, Chordata, Lepidosauria, Squamata, Candoiidae. The transcript has a single exon.
AUGGAGUGCGAAAAUCGAACAAGAGUCCAUCACUUCAUCAUUGUUGGGUUGCCUUACCCUCAUGACCUUCAAUUUCCAUUGUUUGUCUUCUUUUUGCUCAUCUACUUAAUGACCUUCUUAGGAAACCUCCUUAUCCUUUUGGCAGUGGCAUUUGAACCUCAGCUGCACAAGCCCAUGUAUUGGUUCCUUUGCCAUUUAUCCCUCUUGGACAUGACUGUAUCCUCUGUGGUGGUACCCAAGGUGGUAGCUGGAUUCCUGGAAGGGGGUGGGGUCAUCUCCUUUGGUGGCUGUGUGACCCAGCUCUUCUUCUUCCACUUCCUGGGCUGCACUGAAUGUUUCCUGUAUACCGUGAUGGCCUACGACCGCUUCCUGGCCAUCUGCAAGCCACUCCGCUAUGGCAACAUCAUGAACCACAAAGCUUGCCUCUACCUCUCCUUGGGAACCUUGCUUGGUGGCUCAGUACACUCCAUGAUACAAACCACCCUCACCUUCCACUUGCCCUAUAGCCAUGGAGACCAAGUAGGUUACAUCUUCUGUGACAUCCCAGCUGUCUUGAAAUUAGCCUGUGCUGACACCACACUCAAUGAGAUGGCCACCUUUGUAGACAUUGGUUUCUUGGCCAUGACUUGCUUCUUCCUUAUCAUCACCUCCUACAUCUAUAUAAUCUCAGCUAUCCUCAGGAUUCGUAAUGCUGAAGGACGACAUCGGGCAUUCUCCACUUGUGCUGCCCACAUCACAGUUGUAGUGACUUACUACAUUCCCCUGGUGUUCAUCUAUCUCCGUCCAGGGUCCCAAGACCCAUUGGAUGGAGUGGUGGCAGUUUUCUACACCACAAUUACCCCACUCCUAAAUCCCAUCAUAUAUACCCUUAGGAACAAAGAGAUGAAAAGUGCGUUAAGAAAACUCUGGGUCUGGAAUUUGCUAACACUCAGUUGA